Vombatus ursinus (common wombat) is the source of this 930-nucleotide messenger RNA. RefSeq names its product taste 2 receptor member 38 (gene TAS2R38). Gene Ontology annotation, molecular function: bitter taste receptor activity; G protein-coupled receptor activity. The record is from RefSeq and is a predicted model, not a curated record. Gene Ontology annotation, biological process: detection of chemical stimulus involved in sensory perception of bitter taste; G protein-coupled receptor signaling pathway; sensory perception of taste. NCBI's taxonomy places the organism in Eukaryota, Metazoa, Chordata, Mammalia, Diprotodontia, Vombatidae. Gene Ontology annotation, cellular component: membrane.
AUGCCAGUGUCCUAUGAAACCACGUGGACAUAUCUUCUCUUCUCAAUCCUGGAGCUGGUAGUUGGCAUCCUCAUCAAUGGCUUCGUUGUGCUAGUGAAUGCCUGGGACCUAGUGAGGAGGCACCAGCUGUCCAAAAGUGACCUUGUGCUGCUAAGCCUUGGCACCUCUUGGAUCUUCCUACAGUGUUUGCUGUUUAUGGAUGCCAUUCACCUCACCUACUUCCAAGUGAUAAUGGACUCACUGGACAAGUACACAACCAUUGUCUUAUUUUGGAUGCUUGUCAACCAAACCAGCUUCUGGAUCACCACCUGCCUUAGCAUUCUCUACUGUGCAAAGGUUGCCUGAGUUCUCCUAUGGCUUAAGGGCUGGUUCCUCAUGGCUAUACCUCAGCUGCUACUGGGCUUUCUGAUUUUCCCUUGGAUCAGCAUCAUCCCUUGCAUGUGGAAACAUUUCAGUUCAUUCUACUCCAACUCUACAGUUUCAUUCUCUGGGAACAUCACAGAGAAAAGUAUAAAGGAAAAUUUCAUUUUUUCCUAUUUCUACCUUCUUUGCAAUUUGGGCAGCAUCUUUCCCUUCGUGCUCUUCCUGGCAUCUUCUACCAUCCUUAUCAUCUCCCUGGGAAGACACAUGAGGACAAUGACAGCUCAAAAUACUGGCUCUGGAGACCCCAGCCUGGAGGCCCACAUCACUGCCCUCAAAUCCUUGAUUUCCUUCCUUUUUCUCUAUGUAAUAGGAUUUGUAGCUAUGCUAGCUUUCCUUCCCCUGACCAUAAUUUUUUCCAGCAAGACUGGGGAGAUUGCAUGUGUGGGGUUAAUGGGUAUUUCCCCCUCAAUGCACUCAAUCAUUCUGAUUCUCAACAAUACCAAGUUGAAAAGAGCUCUCAAAAAUUUGCACUGGGUUCAGUGCUUUCUAAAGGUAUACAUAGUCUAG